This is a messenger RNA of Lactuca sativa (garden lettuce), 2058 nucleotides long. RefSeq lists its product as uncharacterized. The record is from RefSeq and is a predicted model, not a curated record. NCBI's taxonomy places the organism in Eukaryota, Viridiplantae, Streptophyta, Magnoliopsida, Asterales, Asteraceae. Gene Ontology annotation, molecular function: zinc ion binding.
AUGAUCAACUUCUGUAGUGUACUUGAUGAAGACAUGGACUUGGGCCAGCUUGAUCCGACAAACAAUAAUACUAAGGAACAUGAAGACAUUGAAGAUGAACCUUUAGAAGUCUUAGACAAUGAUGUAGUUGAGUCAUUUGCUAGUGAAAAAGAGCCUAGGAAGAAAUUGUUAAGGUCCAUUCUAAAACCAGUUGCUUGUUCAUCUGGUGAGGUUCACACUAAAGCUUUUAAGAUUGGUCAGACGUUCAAGGAAAAGGAAAAAAUAAGAGAAGUUAUUGCCAACUACUCUGUAAAAGAAAGGAGGGAUCUACAUUAUGUAAAGAAUGACAAGACAAGAGUUAGGGUAAAGUGUAGGGGUAUUGUUCCUGAAUUGACUGAUGACAGUAAUAAAGAUAGGGGCAAUUUAGUACUUUCCAAGAAAACAACUUGUCCAUGGGUUCUUUUUAUAUCUAGGGCAGAUGAGAAACAACUUUGGACUGUCAAAACAUACGAAGAUUCUCAUUCUUGUUUGCAAACAAGGACAGUGAGGGCUUGUUCAUCUAAGUUUCUAGCUAACAACAUAUUGCAUCAAGUUGAAAGUAACCCCAAGAUCCCUACACGUGCUUUACAAGAGGAGUUAGUACAGAGGUAUUCACUUUCAAUAUCAAAGAUGAAAGUAUUUCGGGCCAAAGCUAUGGCAAAACAAUAUGUUUAUGAUUAUUAUGAAAAGCAGUACGGUGUUUUGAGAGAAUAUGCCAUGGAAUUGAAGUCAAAGAAUCCAGGAACAACUGUGAAGAUAGAUGUCGAAACCGAACCCAAUGUGUCUUCUGAGACAAGGAUCUUCAAACGGAUAUAUAUAUGCUUAGGUCCAUUGAAGGAGGGAUUUAAAAAAGGUUUGAGGGAUUUUCUUGGAUUUGAUGGUACGUUUUUGAAGGGUCCCUUUCCAGGACAAAUUCUUACUGCAGUUGGGCUUGAUUCGAACAAUGGCAUUUACCCAGUUGCAUAUGCCAUUGUAGAGACUGAAAAUAUUAACUCUUGGACAUGGUUUUUGGAACACUUGGGUGAUGACUUAGAUUUGAAUUCUUCAUCUAACUUCACUUUCAUUUCAGAUCGGCAAAAGGGAAUCUUGGCUGCAAUAGAGAAGUUAUUUCCAUCAGCUGAGCAAAGGUUCUGUUUAAGACAUGUGUAUGACAACAUGAAAUUGAAACACAAAGGAGAUGAAUUGAGGGAAGCAGUAUGGUGUUGUGGAAAAGUAUACAACAUACCAAAAUUUAAUAGGGCUAUGGAGAAACUGAAAAAGCUUAACCCAGAAGCACAUGAGUGGUUAAGUAAAAUUCCUGCAAAACACUGGGCAAGAUCCCAUUUCUCUGGAAGGGCAUUGACUGAUAGUUUAACAAAUAACUUGUGUGAGGUAUUUAACUCCAAGCUAGAUGAGGCAAGGGACAAGCCUAUAAUCACUUGUUUGGAAUAUAUUAGAGAAUACCUCACAAAGAGAAUAGUAAAUGUUCAUAAGGUGCUAGACAAAUGCAAAGGUUCUCUAAGUACAACUGCAACAACAAUCUUAGAAAACAAUAAGACAGAGGCAAGUAAGAUGAGGGUUCUAUUUAAUGGAGCUAAUAAAUAUCAAGUGACUGGUCUAUGGAUGGAGCAGUAUGUUGUGAAUUUGAAAGAGAGGAGUUGCACUUGCAGGAAAUGGGACAUUACAGGUAUUCCAUGCCAGCAUGCUAUUGCUGCAAUGUAUGAUAAGAUGCAGAAUGGGUCAGAAUGUGGAGAUCUUGAGGCUUGGGUGAGCAAAUGUUACUGGCUCAGUACAUGGAAUGCUAUGUACCAACACACAAUUGACCCAAUAAAUGGAAGGAGCAUGUGGCCUAGAUCUGAUUGUCCAACAACCCUUCUCCCACCCAAACAUCACAAACAGGUUGGUAGGCCAAAGAAAAAAAGGAAGAGGGCAGUUGAUGAGCCAAUUCAAAGUACCAAGUUAAGUAGGAAACACUUGACAGUCACUUGUAGCAAAUGCCACAACAAAGGUCACAAUGCUAGGACUUGCAAGGGGCAGGGAGGUCCUAGUGAAGCUGGAUAG